UUCAUGUGCAAAGAAUGUGGGAAAACAUUUUCCAAGAAAUGUCAUCAUAUAGUUCAUAUGAGAAUCCACACUGGAGAAAAGCCAUUCAUGUGCAAAGAGUGUGGGAAAACAUUUUCCAAGAAAGCACACCUCACAGUUCAUAUGAGAAUCCAUACUGGAGAGAAGCCAUUCGUGUGCAAGGAGUGUGGGAAAGCAUUUUCCAUUAAACAUUCUCUUACACGUCAUAUGAAAAUCCAUACUGGAGAAAAGCCUUUCAUGUGCAAGGAAUGUGGGAAAGCAUUUUCCAUGAGAGAUAUUCUUAAAAGUCAUAUGAAAAUCCAUACUGGAGAAAAACCUUUCAUGUGCAAGGAAUGUGGGAAGGCAUUUUCCCAUAAAUCAGAUCUUACAAUUCAUCUGAGAAUCCAUACUGGAGAGAAGCCAUCUAUGCAGAAAAUAAGCCAUUCAGGAGAAAAGCCAUAUUUAUGCAAGGAAUGUGGGAAAGCAUUUUCCCAGAAAACAAGUCUUACAGUUCAUAUGAAAAGCCAUUCUGGAGAAAAGCCAUUUAUAUGUAAGGAAUGUGGAAAAUCAUUUUCCCAGAAAGCAAAGCUUACAAUCCAUAUGAGAAUCCAUACAGGAGAAAGGCCAUACAUUUGCAAGGAAUGUGGGAAAGUAUUUUCCCAGAAAUCAGAUCUGACACGUCAUAUGAGAAUCCACACUGCAUAAUAAGGAAAAUAAAAAAAAGUAGAGUAUGGGAUGAACAAGUGAGCAGAAAACUGGCAGAACACCAAACCAAGGUAAAGUAAAGGCCCCAACUCCACAAAUAAGAAACAAAGAACAGAAGAUAAAAGCAAAAUAUAAAUAGGCAGUUUGGUGAAAAUACAAAGCUUUUGUAUAGAAACAUGACGAAAGAAACGGUGGAGGUACUAACACCACUGAGCAAGGACGACCUAGAGAGAUUUUGGAAGCCACUGUUUGAAGACCCUAGACAACACCAAGAGAAUUCAUGGACUAACACCAUUAGGCAGAAGAACAGCCAGAAACAGCAAAUGCCCCAAUAAGGCUCACCAUAGAAAGAGUAACACAGAAAAUAAAAGAAUACUAUAGUAAUUUCAAGACAUCAGGAAUAGACAAGAUCCCAAAUUUCUGGCUAAAAAAGAUCUGCGUGCAGAUUCAGAAGGAAAACUGGAAGAACUAGUCAGGAAAGUCCACCAAUUCUGAAAUGACAUCUGCAUGGAAUUUGGGUAGGACAAGUGUGCCAAGAGUACAGUAAAGAAAGGGAAGAAAGUAAGAUCAGAAGAUGUAGAGGUAGAGGAAGGCAUGUUUGUUGAAGACCUGGCAGAAGAGUCUGCAUAGAAGUAUUUGGGGAUAAAAGAAAACACUGGUAUAGAACACAAGAAAAUGAGAGAAAAGAUAAAGAAAGAAUACAUCAGCCGGUUAAAGAAGAUCUGUAAGUCAAAAUUAACACCAAAGAACAAGAUUACUGCUAUAAACCAGCUCGGCAAUACCAGUGGUGACAUAUGGUUUUGUCAUUGUAGACUGGCCACAAGGUGAGUUAGACAAGAUGGAUAUUAAAACCAGGAAGAUUCUCACCCUACAUAAAGUCACAUGCAGACACCAGUGUAUGGACAGAAUAUACCUCCCCCACAGAGAAGGUGGAUUAGGUCUGACUGAGAUCAUCCAGGCCUACAGAGCAGCAGUAGUAAGUAUAGGGCAGUGCAGUGUAACUGUGGUUGUCACUAACUUUUUGAUGUUACGGUUUAUAUGAAUCUAAUGUUUAAUUGAUGUGAAGCUUGUUGAUUUGGGUUUUGUGCUGUAAGCCACAGUAUAAUUGGUGAUGGGUAGUUUGUGAAGACAUGCUGUACGAUGGGUCGUUGCUUUUGUGUAACUCGUCCGUAAUUUGUGUUUAUUCUGUUUUGUGGAUUGAAUAGCUGUUUAUUAAUUGUUUACUAAAGUACCUUAGAUUUUAAUGGGUUUUCCAUUGCUUCCAUAUACAUUCUCCUCCUAAAUCAUAUUAAUAAUUUUUUUUUUUUAUAAAACAAUGUGAUACAGCAUUAGUAAAUCCUAAUGCUUUGUAUUAGCUCACUAAACACAGUGGACUGUGUAUUACUGUACUUUGUUUUACGUUAACCAGUCAGAAGUGUCAAGACAGGACUUGUAUUGUA
Macrobrachium nipponense is the source of this 2141-nucleotide messenger RNA. RefSeq names its product zinc finger protein 260-like. Lineage: Eukaryota; Metazoa; Arthropoda; Malacostraca; Decapoda; Palaemonidae. Gene Ontology annotation, biological process: regulation of transcription by RNA polymerase II. The record is from RefSeq and is a predicted model, not a curated record. Bases 4 to 702 code for a protein of 232 amino acids. Gene Ontology annotation, molecular function: DNA-binding transcription factor activity, RNA polymerase II-specific; RNA polymerase II cis-regulatory region sequence-specific DNA binding. The transcript has 2 exons.